Molecule: messenger RNA, 1691 nt
Organism: Amblyraja radiata (thorny skate)
Lineage: Eukaryota; Metazoa; Chordata; Chondrichthyes; Rajiformes; Rajidae
Product: macrophage metalloelastase-like
Exons: 10
Coding region: 40-1377 (445 amino acids)
Biological process (GO): proteolysis; collagen catabolic process; extracellular matrix organization
Cellular component (GO): extracellular matrix
Molecular function (GO): metalloendopeptidase activity; zinc ion binding
Source: RefSeq, a predicted model, not a curated record
GGCAUUUUAGAACUCCUUGCCACACAGCAAACAAUCAAAAUGAAGGCAGCCUACUUUAAUCUUGCCAUUUCAGUCGGAUUGGGUCUACUUUUCUUUUCUUCCAGUUCACCAUUACUUGAAGUGAAGAUAUUACCAUCAUUGGUCAAGAGAAUACAAGAGGCAUCUUCUUUGAAAGUUGCUGCAAACCUGGUGAAUAAAACAGAGGAUUACGAUCGACGUCCUCGCUGCGGUGUAACAAACCUCAAUGACUUCCAAAAACUUCCAAGUGUUCAACCAUUUCAAAGAACUGAUCUCACCUACAGAAUACAAAGAUACACACCUGACUUACAAGAGAACGAUGUGAACAAGAUUAUAGCAGCAGCAUUGAACGCCUGGGCUAGUGUUACCCCUUUGACAUUUACACAAACAACGUCUAUAUCAGACAUUGAAAUUACUUUUGUUGCUGGAGCACAUGGAGAUGGUUCCUCAUUUGAUGGACGUAAUGGUGUUCUGGCCCACGCUUUUGGCCCUGGAACAGGUUUAGGAGGUGAUAUUCACUUUGAUGAGGCUGAAAUGUGGACAACAGGAUCAGAAGGAAUCAACUUGUUCCUCGUUGCGGUACAUGAAGCUGGUCAUGCUCUGGGACUCGAUCACUCUAACGAUCCAAAUUCUAUCAUGGCUCCCUUCUAUAAAUUUAGGGAAACUAUUGGGUUUCUUCUGCCAGAAGAUGACAGGAAAGGAAUCCAGAGUUUAUACGGUCCUCCACUCAUGGUUACACCAACCACUGGUACCGCUCCAAAUUUCACAACAAACAUGCCCAUCGAGCCACCAACAGAGAAUCCACCAACCUGUGACCCAAACCUGUUUGCAGAUGCUGCUUUGAAAAUCAAUCGAAGAAUCGUUUUCUUCAAAGAUGGGUUCUUUCGUUUGUCAAGAUCCUCAGUCAUAAACCGAGUUGAAGACUCUUUGCCAGGCGCCCCAUCAAAUGUUGAUGCUGCUUUUGCAACCAGAGGAAGAGCUAGGGAAAUCUUUCUUUUUCAAGAUUCGCAAUACUGGCGCUUCAAGAGGAAUGUCUUAGAUUCAGGGAGCCCACAUCCCAUCAAUGACUUUGGUUUUCCAAGCAGUGUUAACAGAAUUGAUGCAGCAGUGCGUAUAAACAGAAGAAUAAUAAUGUUCUUUGUGGGCGAUCAUCUCUGGAGGUACAGGAUCGGGGAAGGAAUGGAUGACACAUCACCAAUCCCAAUCACAACGACCUUUGAAGAAAAUGACCAUGUCGAUGCUGCUUUUAAAUCUAGAGGUAACAUUUACCUCAUAAAUGGAUCUACUGUGAGCAAGUACAACAGGGCAUUGCAAUUUGUACGCAAGUUUGAAACGACAGGGUGGCUGGACUGUGCCUAAAUAAUUUUGUUUCGCUCCAUUUUGUGGAAGAUACUGCAAGGAGAGGAUUAAUAAAAUGUAAUCUAAGAUAUUUACUAAAAUUAACUAUUCAAGGCAUGUGUAAUGAUUAAAACUUUCAAAAUAUAGCAACUACAUUCUAAUAAGUUGAUCAGUUAUUUUGUUUCCUAAACUUGUCAAUAAUCAUAUUUCAAUAAUCAUAUUUUAAUGUCUUAAGAUACAUACAAUCUGGAUCACAACUAAAUAUUCAAAUGUAUGAAUAAAGAAUAAGGCACUUGACUUCUUAAGCCUCCUGUUGCAAUCAACAAGUUCAUGAC